GCGCGCGUGUGCGGGAGGGGGCGGGUGGGGAAGGAUCGCCAGCGAGAUCCCAAGGCGAGGCUCGCGCUCGCGCUCCCGCCCCCGCCCUGGCCCCCAGCUCCCACCCGGUCGGCCCGGCUCAGCCAUGAUCAAGGCGAUCCUAAUCUUUAACAACCACGGGAAGCCGCGGCUCUCCAAGUUCUACCAGCCCUACAGUGAAGAUACACAACAGCAAAUCAUCAGGGAGACAUUCCAUUUGGUAUCUAAGAGAGAUGAAAAUGUUUGUAAUUUCCUAGAAGGAGGAUUAUUAAUUGGAGGAUCUGACAACAAACUGAUUUAUAGACAUUAUGCAACAUUAUAUUUUGUCUUCUGUGUGGAUUCUUCAGAAAGUGAACUUGGCAUUUUAGAUCUAAUUCAAGUAUUUGUGGAAACAUUAGACAAGUGUUUUGAAAACGUCUGUGAACUGGAUUUAAUUUUCCAUGUAGACAAGGUUCACAAUAUUCUUGCAGAAAUGGUGAUGGGGGGAAUGGUAUUGGAGACCAACAUGAAUGAGAUUGUUACACAAAUUGAUGCACAAAAUAAACUGGAGAAAUCUGAGACCUUUAUCUUUCAAUCUCCCAGACAGGACAGGUAGACAAGGUAUUGCUGACUUUGAGAAAAAUGUACUUUAACAAAGGGAAAGCAAAAUGAUGUCAAAGGCAAUUAAUUAUUUAGGCCAGACUCAAAAAUUCUUUGUGUUAAUGAACCCAUAUAGUCCCUGUAGCCUAUUUUCCAUUCUAGUUUCUCCUUGUAGUUUAUUCAUCUUUUAUUGGACUUAGUGUAUUUUACUAGUAUAUCAUUGAUGUCAUGUUUGUUCUGUUUUGUCUGCCUGCAUUGUAAAAGGAAAGUUUAAAUUUUUUGUUCUUUUUUUUUUAAAACAUUGUCAUUUAACUGACAAAUUACAUUUGUAGAAAUGACAAUUUACUUUGUAUGUAAAUCAGAGUUUAUUUUGAGCAUCAUAUGGCAGAACCUUAAUUUAACUCUCACAGAUUUUUUUUCCCCACGUUUCUAAAUUAGGAUUCUAACAUAAAAUUGCAUGCUGGGUUUUGGAAGCUGUGAAUUUAAAAACCAAAAGCUGAACCUUUAGAGAUUAGCAUACAAAGUGGGAACCGGUAAAGGCUUAGAACAGUGACUGUUAAAUAGUCCCCUUCCCCCCACCUAAUGGUUUUCAGUUCCAAAGUCUUAACAAUUGCUUUUGCAGUUUUGACUAACAGGUGAAUAUUAGAAGUAGCCAACAAAAAGUAAGAUCAGAAAUCUUCUAAAAUAGAAAUAAAUACUCUAAAACAUGGAAUUAAGUAUAUUGACCAAAAUAAAAUGGAUUUUCACUGUAGCAACCUUCUGAUAUCCAAACAUAUCAUAGUUAAGACUCAAUAAGGUAUUGUAAACCCUGAAAAUUUUUGCAAAGCAUAUUGGCAAAAACUGGAAGUGUUUUAAAUAGACUCCUAGCCCUACAAAACUAAAUUUUAUCUGCUAGUUCCUGUGCAUUUUUCACACCAUAAGUUACCUGUGUGAAUUACUCUUUAAACAUUUCCAUGUAGAGAUGGUGAUGAACAACUUUUUUGUACAAAGCCAUUACAAGAAAAUGAAAAUGUUCAUAUACUUCCAUUUAAAAAUUUCAAAAUGAAAAUAGUUUAUUGUGUGCCAUGCAGGGAAAAAAUGUGUAAACUUAACAAGCUAGAUUAACCACUUUAGUAAUUAGAAAAAUGCCACUGGGAAUUUGGCAUUGCUUUUUAGACACUAAAUUACUACUUUCUGGAUGUGUUUAAGAAGCAGCAACAUACAGGUAGCUUUACAAUUUCUUAUCCCGAGUUAGUGGGCUAUGUAUUAUGAAGCUAGGGACACCACUUUUGGACCCUGCAUCUGUAUUGCUUUAUCCUGGGAAUAGAAAAUAUGUAAUGGUCUCAUUUACUCCAUUGAUCUCAGUCACUGCCAGUUUCUAUGUCCAGUCUUUAAUUUAUGUUAAAUUGCUUUUUCUACCAAAGAACCAUCAAUCACUUAGGUCUUAUAACUUCCAUCACUAGAACUAGUAAUUUGCUUCUAUUUUCAAAGAAUAGAGAACAAGAAAAGCGGCCCUAAGAUACAGAUGUUGGAAAGUCAGCUUGUGAGUUGGUUCUGCCCCUCUACUUUGACAUGCACAGUUACUCUCUUAUUCAAAAUUAUGAUGAGGACCCUUGAGGUCACUUGUGAGGGUCAAAACUAUUUAUAUUAAAUCCAUAAAUGACAUCAGUCUGCUAUAUUUAUUUCACACAGGUAAAUCCUAUGCUAGAAAUUAAAACUAUAAUUUAAGAUUACAUAAAAUGACUAGUACUGAAAGGUUUAAAAAUUUUUAAAUAUUCUCAUUUUGGUAAAAAUUUUCAUAAAAUGCCAUAGUUCUUGCUUACUAGAGGACCGUCAUCAGCAUUUCUAAUCUGUUUAUAAUUGCAGUAUUAAAGCACUGCCUUUAAAGCAAAGAGCAAGCCUGUCCCCAGUUUAAAAGUUAUUCUGAAAAAAAAAAUUAUUCUGCCUUAAAUUCAGAAAUUAAAAUAUUGACAUUUUCUAUUCUGCUCAAAGCAUGCUUUCAAAAUCUGCCAUUAUUUUAUUAAUGAUUUUGAGUCUGAAACCAUUUAAUACUGUGUUUAUUAAUGUUGAUGUUCUUUCACUUUGCUGUUAGGUCAAAAUUAUGAAUGUGCAUAUAGCAACUUCCAGCAGGAUGGGUGGGUAAAGGUUUUAGUAUGUACAAAUUAUUUCAACUACCAUCUUAUUAUGCUAUAUAUCAAGCUUGAAAAAAUAUUUUAAGAUGGUAGGAUAUUUUAUGUGUUAGAUGAAGUAAAUAUCUAGGUUCUUUCCUUUUCCCUUGGAGAAAGCUAAUUGCUUAUUGCAUGAGGAAAAGGGAGUCUUCAGAUUCUUUGAAAUAUAUUUUAGUAAUGCUGCUUUUUCAGUUUCGCUUGCACAUAUUUUGUUUAUUUUUGGGUCUGGCAAUUUAAAAACAAAAUCAAAAACAAAUCAUAUCCAUCCAUUACUAUCUUUGUGAUUCAAGUGCUUGAAAUUUCUGAGAGUAUGUCUGUAUAAGUCUUCUGUUUGGCCUCAUUUUGGUAUACUUGCAGACUUCAUUUUGUUUUCUUUCUCUUAAUUCUGUUAAUUUAUUUAAUCUCAUGGGAGAGAAAACAUGACCAUUCUUUUAUAUACUGUACUUCAUUCUUCCAUCCGAUUCAUACUCUUAACUGCUUUGGAUUCAUGUAUUUGUUUUUGUUAGUGGAGUUGCUGCAGUUUACCUGCCAUGGUGGUGCUCGAGUAUAACAACAUAGAUGGAAACAAGUUAUUUCUCCAGUAGGGUUUCAUUCUCUUUAUUUCUGCUUUAUGUCAACUGUGUAAUCUUAAAUCUAUAAGAACUAUGCUGUACUGUCAGAAGUAUCUUAUUUUUACAUUUUAAAUUGUACAUACCACUAACAAGUCAGGUAAACUUAAUUUCUGUAAAUUUUAGUGUUCAAAAGAAUUGUGUUUAAUAAAUGUUAUCUUGUUGUUUUGAGUAUAUCUUACUAAAAAAAAAAUCUUAACUAAGAUGAAAAUUCCUUUAUACCUUUGUGUUGGCAAACUGAUUUCCUAAUGGCAAAUUACCUCUUUUACAUUUUAUUCUUUAAUAAAAAUGUUUCAGACUUCACGUUCACGGAAGUCUGAAACUGAAAUGUGUUUUAUAGCAGUUCUGGUGUUAACUACCUGAGUGACAUGAAGUGGUUUUUUUUUUAAGCCCUGAGUUUUUGUAUAUAAACAUUGACAGCUCAUGUAAGCAUCUGAGUAGCGAUCAACAGUCCUUCUCAUAUUUUUCUUUACAUUUUAUAUUCUACAGAAUCUGAUUUCUUAAAAUGUUAGUUUAAUUAAAACUUAAUUGAAGUACACAUUACAAUUUUUAAAUUUCCUAUCAUUUAAAUUUGUGACAUACUACACAAAAGUAUUGAACAUGCUUGAGAAAUAAUUUGAUUCUCUUAAUUCAUUUGCGUGUUCUGAGUAGUUACCAUCCUUUGCAUGUCUAUGGCUUGCUGCUUAUGUUUAGAGAAAUUGUAGUUUGUUGACUUAGAAACUUCUUUUGGUUUUACAUAAUAUGAAUUUGGCACAUGUAUGCUAUUGAAAUCAAUUGCUAUAUUGACUUUAUGUAUUCUCAUUAGCAGCUAACAGUCAACACCAUCUGUGGUCACAAAGAAACGACUUAAUCUAAUGAAAUUUAACAGGAUGAAGUUUUAUUCUUUAGUUUAGCUGCUCAUGGUACAGGGUAUUAUGGAAAAGAAGGCUUCUUGACAAUGACAUUUUAUACGAAAAAAAGUGUUUUUACUACUUAUGUUAACCAUAGCAUCCAGUAAAACAGACAGACGGACACACACAUACACACCCUACCUUUUCUCUCUUUUUCUCAAUAAUAAAAUCCUCUAAUAAUUCAUGCCUUUUAAAAUGUUUAUAGUUAAAUACCUUGUCAUUACUUUUCUACAGCCUACUCAUAAUUAGCACCCUGUAUAGAAAUUCCAAAGUAGAAAUAGUGGCAAAUUGAUUUUUUAGUUAGAAAAAUUAUAAAAUCCUUCUACUGGAAAAAUGAUACUUAGUUCCAGGUUGUCUAUAAGUUUGUAAAAUAAUUUUUGUUCCCUUGGAAACAACAUACUUCCUAGCAAAAGGAAGCUCUUUGAAUUAGAGUCUUCUCUGAUUCUAAACCAUUCUAAAUUUUGGUAGCUAAACACUGAACUUGAAAACAUCAAGUUAAAGAUCCUUUUGAAUAUGAUUCAUGCUACCCUAAAUAAUAUUCAUCUAUAUCUCUAACAUCUUUUUGGGGGCUGUUGGAGAGAGGUUGGGCAUAACAAAAACUGCAUUGCUUCAGGUAGGUAUAAAUGUAGAGGUCAAUCAAAUUUUUAGUUAUACAUCAAAAAACAACUACACUCCAUUAAAUUAUAAAAAUUGAAUUCUCCAACCCUAUUCAGUCUUUAAUUGGGUAUGGAGUUUUUCAUCCAUAUCACCCUUAUCAUUGCCUGUGUGGACCAUAUAUAUUAUUAAAUACUAUUUUACUGAUUUUUCUAUUAUUUCCAAUUCUAACUUGAUAAUCCAUGGCUUUUAUUUCAUUGCUUAACAAUGUUUGUAUCCUUUAUUCAGCAAAUAGUUUACACUGGCCUAUUUUGUAUCACUCAAGAUUUUUCUCAGGUAACAGCUUUAUUAUUAUUAUAUUUUUAAUUAACGAAAGAGGUAGGAUUACAUGAGAGAAAAAAACUAAAUUACAAAAAGGGACAUUAAAACUAAUCUUUCUGAUUACAUGGACACUGUCUCAUAUAUGUAAUCUAAGCAAAGUAGAAGAUUCGUUUUUGUUACGUAAUUGCUUUUGUGCAAGAUAAUAUAUAACACUGAAUUCACAUGUGUUCGUUGGCUUUAUUACAUAACCUGAAUAAAAAUUGAUGAAAUCUAAUUGGUAUAUAAAUUAAAUCGUAAAAAUAUGAAGACUGUUGAUGUAGCUAUUUGAGAAAAGUGAUAUAUAUGCAUUUUUCUUUUAUUUUUAAGCAUAUUUUCUCGCAAAAUUAUUUCACAAAUUAUAAAUUUUCCAACUAAGAUGAAAGCCAAAUAUUGUACACUAAUGGUAUUGGAAAUUUUAGAAUUCAUUUAUUUAUAUAUAUAUCCUACCUUUUGCAUUUAUGCUAUUCUUUCUCUAAAUUUGUAUAUUGUAAACCGAACAUAUGUUGAAUCUACUUUAUAUGACAAAAUAAUUUUAAUCAUUAUAUUUUUACUAAUUCAUUGAAGGGUUGGAUUGAUCCUCUUCUUGCAGUUUCAUUUUUAGGCAGAACCGUUCUCUUUGGAUUGAGGCUUCACUUUAUUUUUUUUAAAUCUUUAUUGAAUUUGUUACAAUAUUGCUUCUGUUUUAUGUUUUGGUUUUUUGGC
Balaenoptera musculus (blue whale) is the source of this 5898-nucleotide messenger RNA. RefSeq names its product adaptor related protein complex 3 subunit sigma 1 (gene AP3S1). Bases 125 to 613 code for a protein of 162 amino acids. Gene Ontology annotation, cellular component: membrane coat; intracellular membrane-bounded organelle; AP-3 adaptor complex. Gene Ontology annotation, biological process: Golgi to vacuole transport; intracellular protein transport. The transcript is spliced from 6 exons. NCBI's taxonomy places the organism in Eukaryota, Metazoa, Chordata, Mammalia, Artiodactyla, Balaenopteridae. The record is from RefSeq and is a predicted model, not a curated record.